CAAGCUCUCAAUGGAGAACCAUCCCGUGCCGGUAAAAACACAUUAAGGAUUAUAAUUGUAGUGCGGUUGAAAAGUGCGAAGUAAUUAUCAGUGAACGUUAGAACAAUCAAAUGAUUUUGACAGCAAUACAUUUGUGAACAAAGACAUUAACGGAACAUUGUAGUGAACAAAUACUGUUAACAAGUGAAAAGGAUAAGUUGUGACAAUGCAAUCCCCAGUCAGUUCCCCAGAGCUGAUGGAUCCUCGAUACAGUCAUUUAAGGAUUCCUGCUUCAUCGAGCCGCAUUUUGUACGACGUCCCCUGCAAGGUAUGCCGUGAUCAUAGCUCUGGCAAACACUACGGAAUAUACGCGUGUGACGGUUGCGCUGGCUUCUUCAAGCGAUCGAUCCGCCGAAGUCGGCAGUACGUAUGCAAAUCAAAAUCCGAGAUACCGUGCAUGGUUGAUAAAACUCAUCGCAAUCAAUGCCGGGCUUGUCGGUUGAAGAAAUGCUUCGAGGUUGGCAUGAACAAAGACGCUGUACAGCAUGAACGAGGACCCCGGAGCUCAACCCUGCGUAAACAGAUGGCACUUUUCAUCGCCAAGGAUACACCUUUGCGGCAUGAGCUGAUGAUUCCACCACCACUUCCAAUGGGACAAUCAACGAUGGGUCUUGAUCUCAGCAUCCAAAGGAAUGCCUACUUUAGUCCACAAUCCAUGGUACAUCCAACAUUAUUCCCAGCUAUGCAAUCACCUCACCCAUUGAUUGCUGCCGAUGCCAUUCGAGAAUCAGCCGCACAGCUUCUGUUCAUGAACGUCAAUUUCCUGAAAAAUUUAGUCCCAUUCACGAAACUACCGCUCGACGAUCAGUUGAUUCUUUUUGAAGAAUCUUGGCGAGAGUUCUUUAUCCUAGCCGUCGCACAAUAUCUGCUACCGAUCAACUUCAAUCACCUACUAAUAGCCUACGAGUACCUGAACAAUAACCGAGGUGAAUCCAUACCCGAAUGCAUAAUCCGAGAAGUCGAAAUCUUCCAAGAAAUUCUCACUCAAAUCGUUGCGUUGCGAGUGGACACCAACGAGUUCGUCUACCUUCGGGCGGUUGUUCUCUACAAAACAGAAUUUGAUCCAGAAAGCAGCAUCUCCAGCAGCAGCAGUGACGGAUCGGAUAUCAUUUCUUCAACAUCUAAAUCAAUCCAGGAAAUAGCCACCGUCCGGGCUUUGGAAGAUGGCGCCAAAGAUGCUCUGGCUACCUACGUAAGAACGUGCCGACCUGUACCGUCCGAUCGUUAUCGCCUUUUGCUACAGUUAUUACCUGUACUGAGAAACGUUUCAACCUACACCAUUGAAGAACUUUUCUUCCGAAGAAAUAUUGGCCCCGCUCCACUGCUCAAACUAUUGCUUGAUUUCUAUAGGCAGAAAUAGCUCAACGCUCUGUUUCAUCAACGAUCUGAUCCUGGAUGAUUAGAUCGCUAAAUUGACUGUGAUUGAUUUGUGUAAAUAACAUUUUGAAAAUCUUAAAUUGAA
Ochlerotatus camptorhynchus is the source of this 1501-nucleotide messenger RNA. RefSeq names its product nuclear receptor subfamily 2 group E member tailless (gene tll). The record is from RefSeq and is a predicted model, not a curated record. Bases 206 to 1399 code for a protein of 397 amino acids. The transcript is spliced from 2 exons. Gene Ontology annotation, molecular function: RNA polymerase II cis-regulatory region sequence-specific DNA binding; zinc ion binding; nuclear receptor activity. Gene Ontology annotation, biological process: cell differentiation; positive regulation of transcription by RNA polymerase II; anatomical structure development. NCBI's taxonomy places the organism in Eukaryota, Metazoa, Arthropoda, Insecta, Diptera, Culicidae.